CUUUUAUUUUGAAAAUGCUAAAGACCGGUGUGAUUUGCCACUGUUGGGCGUGGCCUGUCUUCAUGUUUUCGUUGCAUUGGUUGCAGUAGCAAAACAAAUCCAAUGUUAAAUGUACUUCUAUCUGCCGCGCGACGUUUUCAUUAGAAAUUCACCGAGGUUUGUGGAUCCCUUCGUAAAGUAGGAAGGAGGAAGCAGAGUGGCUUUGCUUUUGACGAGGAAAAGAAAGUAAAACCACUCAACUCCACAUUUCUCUUCUGGAUCAGCUGGGGUGGAGGAGUGGGAGCAAGUCGGGAUGUUUGCCCGGAAAAACAAGCGAGCAGCGCCUAAAGGCCAAGGAGCAGCAGCAGCCAAACAGAUGGGACUGUUGCUUGAUUUCAAGCCAGAUGAUAUGAUGGCCAUGGAGCAAGAUCUGGAUGAUCCAGCUUUAGAAGCUGAAUUUGCUGCCAUUGUUGGGAAGAAACCCAAUGCGGCUGCCAGGGGGAAAAAGGCGGGCAAAGCUCCAUUACCAAUGGAGGAUAUUGAAAAAAUGGCGGAGGCGUGCAUGAAAGACAUUGAUGAUGAUGAUGAUGACAGUCUGGAGGAGGAUGAAGACCUCUUGGCCGAGCUCCAGGAAGUGGUUGAUGAGGAGGAAACGGAAGACUCAGGUGCCGCAACGCCAACCUCCCCUGUUAGUGCGGAAACUCCUUCAGCAGAAACAAAACCAGCAGCCCAGGACAUUAAGGUUUCUUCAGUGCCUGGAAGCAUCGAACACACCUUAGAGGAGAGAAUCAACCUGUAUAGGAUGGCUGUUACCAAUGCCAAAUCUGCAGGGACCUCUAAAGCUCGGAGAUAUGAGAGAGGCCUCAAGACACUACAGACUAUGCUGGCAACAGUGCGAAAAGGGGGGAAGAUUGACGAAACCGAGAUUCCCCCUCCAGUUGCAUGUGGAGCAUCUGGUGGUCCAAGUCAGCCCCCUGCCCCUGCGGUGUCACCUGAUCAGCACGGGGAGAGUGACAGUGCUGUCGAAAUUUCUCCCGUCUCCGCGGAAGCCGCCGCUGUUGUCAUGGAUCCAUCAUUAAACACUAGAGACGAGUCCUCCGGUGUAACGUCUCCGGCUUCCCUGUCAUCUCCAGAAGGGGAACACGCAGGAAGUGGCGCUGAAUUGCACUUAGCCUCUACAGCCGGACAGCCCACCAAAGACGUUCUGCUGGAGCGACAGAAGGAGUACAGGAUGGCAGCUCUCAAGGCCAAACAAGCAGGAGAGAUUGACCAAGCCAAAAUGCAUAUAAAGACCAGUAAGGGAUUCGAUGCAGCAAUUGAGGCUUUGGAGAAAGGCCAGCUGGUGGAUGUGAGCUCCCUUCCGCCCCCUCUCUCUCAAGCAUCAACUGUUACUCAAGCCGCACCUCAGACGGCUGUUAAAGUCUCGCCUUCAGCUUCUGCAGGCAGCAUUUCUGGCCCAUCUCAGCCCAAUACUGUUCUUGAAGCUCUGGAACAGAGGAUGGCCAAAUACAAAGAGGCCUUCACACAAGCUAAAGCCAGUGGGGAUGAGCGCAAAGCCCGCAUGCAUGACCGCAUUGCUAAACAAUACCAGGCUGCCAUACGUGCCCAUAAAGCAGGUCGACCUGUCAAUUAUGAUGAACUUCCCGCCCCUCCAGGCUUUCCUCCAAUCCCAGGCCAGAAGGCCGCUUCUCCAGAGCAGGGAUUGGCUGCUGUCCUGGAAACUGCCAAUAAGCUGACGUCUAAUGAAGCUGAAGCUGAUGAUGGUGAAGAGGAAGAUGAAGAGGAGAAGGUUAAGGCUCCAAAAGUAGUAGACCAAAAGAAGCCCACUCUUGCAGUACAGCCUACAGUACAGGAGCCCAAGAGGACUCCUUCACCUUCCCCAGACAGAACAUCCAAAAGAGGAAGUCUGCCUGAAACUGCUCAGCAGCAGCUGGAGUUUCUGGAGGACCGCAGAAAGCAAUACAUGAAAGCAGCUCUGCAGGCAAAGCAGAAGAAUGACCUAGAGCAGGCUAAGACCUUCCUGCGCACAGCAAAGGGUUUGGACCCCAUGAUAGAAGCCGCCCGCAGUGGCAAGACAGUGGACGUAAGCAAGCUGCCUUCACCGCCUGGAGAUGAGGACGAGGACUUCAUUCUAGUCCAUCACCGUGAUGUUCAGAUCUCAGAGAAAGCUGAGGAGGUCUACACUCAACUCACCAAACUACUCAAAGAGCAACAUGAGAAAUGUAUGACGUACUCCAAGCAGUUCACACACAUGGGGAAUGUUGCAGAAACAACCAAAUUUGAGAAAAUGGCUGAACAAUGUAAAAAGAGCCUGGAGAUUCUUAAACUGGCGCAGAACAGGGGGCUUCAGCCUCCUAAACAUCACUUUGAGGAGAGAACAUAUCGCACUGUCAGGAUCUUUCCAGAGCUCAGUAGCACAGACAUGGUUGUUGUCAUUGUUAGAGGGAUGAACCUUCCUGCUCCCUCUGGUGUUGCAACAAAUGACUUGGAUGCCUAUGUUAAGUUUGAUUUCCCAUACCCCAGUACAGAACAACCUCAGAAAAAUAAAACAUCAGUCAUCAAAAAUACCAACAACCCAGAGUAUAACCAGAGCUUCAAACUGAACAUCAACCGUAACCACCGUGGCUUCAGGAGAGUUGUACAGACUAAAGGCCUGAAGCUGGAAGUGCUGCACAAAGGUGGCUUCCUGAGGAGUGACAGGCCGGUAGGAACAGCCCACCUUAAACUGGAGAAACUGGAAACUGAAAGUGAAGUGAGAGAGAUAGUGGAGCUUAUGGAUGGGCGAAAGGCCACAGGCGGUCGUCUGGAGGUGAAGGUGCGUCUCAGAGAGCCACUGGGUGGGCAGGACCUCCAGACUGUCACAGAACGAUGGGUGGUGUUAGAGGAGCCACAGGUACUGCUGUAACUGACACUGAUUUCAUCUUCACAAAGUGUUGAGGUCUCAGCGGUUUUAUCAGAGCUGAUGAAGUUAUGGACGUUGAAAGCUCAACCGUGCUGCUAUCCUUGGGUACAAACCAAGUGAUGGUUUCUCAAUGUGCUCUCUGUGCUUUGAACCGUUCACAGAGAGACAUUGUCACUGACAGAGGCCGUUAGCUUCGUGUUUGUCAGGGUAAAAGAGGUUGGACCUGGAUGUAACAGUUGGGGUGGUUAUUAAAAAUACAGGAGGUAUUAAUAAAAGGAGCGGGAAAAUGUGCACAGACUUGCGUGAGAUUGAUAUGCCUUUUAAAUGGGCUUUUUGAGAUAGAUUGCCUCUUGAUUGUAUAAUAAAGCUCACCCCAACUGUUACAUUAAUCCAUUGGAGCUGAAGCCAAUGAGAGCUAACCUUUUUUUUUUUUUUUUACUGCUCUGGGAUGCACUUAUGCACUAAUGCCAAAGUAAUCACUGCUGCUGCAGUAAGAUGAAUGACUUAAUCUGUUCACCCUUAAAAUAGAACCUGUUUCUGUCAUAUCUCCAAUACUAAUGUAUGACUGCUAUGCAAAUGAGUUAUACACGAUCAGCUAUGCAAAAAGGUUUGUGUUUGAAUCCCAAACAUUAUUUCAGACAUUUCAAAACUUGUUUACACUCUAUUUAUACAGAUAGGCUGUGCUAAAGUACUGCUGUUAAAUAUGAUAUUCCUUAUGAAUGCCAUUAAAGCCAUAAACCAGCUUGUA
Molecule: messenger RNA, 3629 nt
Organism: Megalobrama amblycephala (Wuchang bream)
Lineage: Eukaryota; Metazoa; Chordata; Actinopteri; Cypriniformes; Xenocyprididae
Gene: cc2d1b
Product: coiled-coil and C2 domain containing 1B
Biological process (GO): regulation of transcription by RNA polymerase II
Cellular component (GO): nucleus
Molecular function (GO): DNA-binding transcription repressor activity, RNA polymerase II-specific; RNA polymerase II cis-regulatory region sequence-specific DNA binding
Source: RefSeq, a predicted model, not a curated record